UGUUGAAUUCCCAUGUGAUGCUUAAAUGUGUUUUUUGUUUUUCAGAAGGAACCUUCCAACACAAGCAGUAUCACAUCCUGUGAAAGACUCUCCACCUGUGAGAUUGGAAGUGCUCUGUGCAGGAGGUGAGAAUAACAUUAGUGUUGAUUUCGCUGGAUCGCCUGUUAACCUCAGCCAUGACCUGAAGAUGAAGGACAUUAAGAAACCUCAACAGUUGGCUUCAGCUGUAACAGUGUCUGAUCUAUGAACCAGAGAAUCCAGAGACCAAACAGUUCAUUCCUCUCAUCCAGGAGAACCUGCAGAGAGAGCAAAAGGAGAAAAGCCAAGAUGAGGAAACUGAUUAUGGUGAUGAUGAUUCAGACUCCAGUGAUGAAGAUGACUCAGAGGAAUCUGGGAGUGAUGAAGACUCUGUACAGAGCUCAGACAGCUCUUCUUCCCUCUCCUCAUCAUCAAAUUAAGAAGAGGAAAAGAAGCUGGGGAGACAUAAACCAUGUUCACCCUCUCACCUCACCCCAUAGCUGUCACCAGCACACUGCCUAGUCUGACGGACAGUCAACACACCAGGUCGCAGUUGUAAAUGAGAACUUGUUCUCAACUGGCCUACCUGGUUAAAUAAAGGUGAAAUAAAACAUAUUUUUAUUUAAAAUAUAUAACAUGAACAAUGUCUACACUGUAUUUCUGAUCAAUUUGAUGUUAUUUUAAUGGACAAUUUUUGUGUUGCUUUUCUUCAAAAACAAGGACAUUUCUAAGUGACCCCAAACUUUUGAACGGUAGUGCAAUUCAAUCCAUUUUAGAACAAGGCUGUAACGUAACAAAAUGAGGAAAAGGGGAAUGGGUCUCAAUACUUUCCGAAUGCACUGUCUAUAAAGGUCUGUUCUGACAGGGUGAAGAGAGAACAAGUGGAAAGGAAGAGAACAUCCAAAAAGAAGGGGUGUGGUGAAAGAGGAAAGAGAGAGUGAAAGCAGGGGCAUUAGGCAGUGGAGAGAACACUUCCCAUUGGAGCCCUGCUGCUUGGGAUAAUGGGGUUGAUAGGUCAAUUCCCUAAACUUCCUCAGCAACCGAUUGGUUAUUUUCAUUGAUAAUCUGAUAAAAGUCCCGGAGCGCACGGGAAUAACGGAGGACUGAUGGCCACGUCUGAACCGACAGCCGCUGGCGGGGACCAGGACCCCAACUCCGCCAAUUUACGACCUUCAUCCACAAACUAUGACGCGUGGAUGCAAGGAUGCACGCGGAAACUGGGGAUGAAGAUCUGUGGGUUCCUGCAGAAGAAUAACAGUCUAGGGGAGGAAGGCCGGCUCGCAGGCUCGCUCUCAGAACGCCAGAAGAACCUGUUCUCCUGUGUCAACAGCGACCGGGAUGCGCGCUUCUGCCGCACUGAGACCGAUUUCUCCAACAUGUUUGCGAGAGAUUUACUUCCCGCCAAAAAUGGAGAAGAGGCCACUAUGCAGUUCUUAUUGGAACUUGUGGACAUCCUCACCAACUACGUCAGGAAGUCGUUUGACCGUUCCACCAAGGUUCUGGACUUCCACCAUCCGCAUCAGCUGCUCGAGGGCAUGGAGGGCUUCAACCUCGAGCUCUCUGACCAGCCAGAGUCCCUUGAGCAGAUCCUUGUUGACUGCAGGGACACGCUCAAGUACGGCGUGCGAACAGGUCAUCCGCGGUUCUUCAACCAACUCUCUACUGGGCUGGACAUCAUUGGGCUGGCUGGGGAGUGGCUCACCUCUACAGCCAACACAAACAUGUUCACCUAUGAGAUCGCUCCAGUGUUUGUCCUGAUGGAGCAGCUGACGCUGAAGAAGAUGAGAGAGAUUAUUGGCUGGCCCUCAGGAGAGGGGGACGGAAUAUUCUCACCAGGGGGUGCCAUCUCUAACAUGUACAGUGUGAUGAUCGCUCGCUACAAGUACUUCCCUGAGGUCAAGACCAAGGGCAUGUCUGUCGCUCCCCGUCUGGUGCUUUUCACAUCAGAACAUAGCCACUACUCUAUCAAGAAGGCAGGGGCAGCUCUGGGCUUUGGUUCAGAGAACGUGGUCCUGCUGAGCACAGAUGAGAGGGGGAGAGUUAUUCCUGCUGAUCUAGAAGCUAAGAUCCUCGAUGUCAAGCAGAAGGGUUAUCAUCCACUGUUUGUGAACGCUACAGCUGGUUCCACUGUUUACGGAGCAUUUGACCCCAUCAAUGAGAUCGCUGACAUCUGCGAGAAAUACAACAUGUGGUUGCACGUAGACGGUGCAUGGGGAGGUGGUCUCCUGAUGUCCAGGAAGCAUCGCCAUAAGUUCAGCGGUGUUGAGAGGGCUAACUCUGUCACGUGGAAUCCUCACAAGAUGAUGGGAGUGCCUCUACAGUGCUCUGCCAUCCUGGUCAGAGAGAAGGGUAUUCUGGCGGGCUGUAACUCGAUGUGCGCAGGGUACCUGUUCCAGCCUGAUAAACAGUAUGAUGUCAGCUAUGACACGGGUGACAAAGCCAUCCAGUGUGGGCGCCACGUUGACAUCUUUAAGUUCUGGCUCAUGUGGAAGGCCAAGGGCACCAUAGGAUUUGAGCAGCACAUUGACAAGUGUCUGGACCUGUCUCAGUACCUCUACGACAAGAUCAGAAACAGAGAGGGAUACGAGAUGGUGUUCGAUGGAGUGCCCCAGCACACCAAUGUAUGUUUCUGGUACAUUCCACCCAGCCUGAGAGGCAUGGAACACAACAGCAAAGAGUAUCGAGAGAAACUUCACAAGGUGGCGCCCAAUAUCAAAGCAAUGAUGAUGGAGUCUGGUACGACCAUGGUGGGCUACCAGCCUCAGGGCCAGAAGGUCAACUUCUUCCGCAUGGUCAUCUCCAACCCUGCAGCCCUCCAGUCAGACAUCGACUUCCUUAUUGACGAGAUCGAGAGGCUGGGGCGUGACCUGUAGAUAGCACCAACACAGUAGCCAGAGGCCGGAACUGCAGUUUUCAAUGUUUUACCUGUGACCACACUAAUCGGGCUCUGAGAGAAUUUUGGAGCUGUUCUUGAUUUGUCCUAAACAAUUCUCUCUGAAGGUAGGAUGUGUAAACCACAGCUUUUAUGGCAUGAUGGGUACACACUCCAAUACUAAAGUUUGACUAAUGUUUGUAUGUGUGUGUUUGUAGUAGAGUACUGUGUUGUGUGUGUGUUCAAGUCCGUAAAACAGUUAUUUGUCUGUGUUGCACAGUAGAUUAGGUAGAUUAAAUGAUGUAAGGUAAGGUAACACAGGGAAACCCUCUACAUCGGUGUGUGUGUGUAUGCGUGUGUGUGUGAAAACAAAGAAAUGCCUGAGAGCACAUAUAGUAUACAAUAUACUAUGAUAUAUGAAUAUUAUGAUAUACACGAUGCAUCACUUGCACUCAGCAUAUAUAUAAUUCUAGAGACAGAUGCACCAACCCUUUCUCCUAGCGAUAAACCUUAACCUCCAGUGUGUGUUUCGUGGAGAAGGUGUGUGUGUGUAACAGUGUAUGUACCCCAUGCUGUAACCUAAUGCUGUAUUGACCUUUGAACUAUGACCUUAGUGUUGACUAUUGGCUGAAAAUGCCCCUAGUUACUGAUCAAGUGUCAGUAUUAUGUUUUUCUCCCUAAUGGUUAAUAUGAUUAAUUUUAGGUAUUGGGGAGGGUAAACUGAUCCUGGAUCUGUGUCUAAAGGCAAAUUCUACUUGCAGAGUGUAAAACACUGGCUCCUGGCCUGUGUGGAACAAGCAAACAGUAUGUCAUUUUUGAAGAUGUUUAAAUACUAAUAUGAUAACUAUAAAUAUAUAUAAAGUUAAAAUAUGAAUUAUUUAUGACAUUACCAGUGUUUCAAAAGUCAAGUAUUUUCCUCCAUUUGUAAAUGUAUAUUUUAUGUAUAUUCUAUAGCCUCUAUGUAAUCUGUAUGUUUUGAUUAAUAAUGCUAUUAGUCAAUGAUAUAUUAUAUUAUAGUGAAUAUGUGAGCCAAAGAAAGUGAAUCGGGAACAUACAGCAAUCCACAGCCCUUUAGAUAGCAGAAAUACACUAAAUCACAUGUAAGAUAUCCUAAAUAUGUUACUUAAUUGCCCUGAUCCCCAGUGCAAUCGGUAUAUUGUGUAUCUGUGAUUGUGUCGCUCUGACUGAAUGUUGUGCAGUGAUCCGAUUGACUGUAUGAUACUUAAUUAUUAUAAGGAGAUUAUACAUCCAUUCAUUUGCCAAGAGCCAUAUAUAUAUAUAUAUAUAUAUAUAUAUGGUGUCAUUUGAGAAGCAGCCUUACCGGCUUUUUGGUGUCAACUCUGGUGUUAACUUGUCAGUCCUUCGUCUAGCAAGAAGCACAAGGCUAUCGAGAGGGGAAUGUACUCUUCAAAGACAGAGAGAAAGAGGAUUGUUCCUGUCUGACAGAAAUAUAAUUAGAAAAAUGUAAUAUACUUGCUUAUGUAUGUAUUAUGUUCCAUAUUUCCUGUACCCUCAGUGUUUUGGGAACUCAUUGGAAAAUGUAAGAGUUUCAGUUAGUGUCUUUGCACAGUAAUAUCCUUCUUUAUUUCUUCCAUUUUAAAUGGAUGUGUAUUGCAGUAUUUUAAGAAUGAUGUGAUUAUAGAAAUAUAAUUCAUUUCUUGAUGGUAUGUAGGGACCAGCUAAGUAAACUGCACAGUGACCUAAACCAUGUGACCAAUCUCAAUGUGUAUGAAGCCGUAGUGGGAGAAUUGUCUUUAGGAAGGUACCGUAGGCACUUUAACUCACAAUCAUGCAAUGUGCAGCUACAAUAAAGUCUAUUAAGAAACAGA
This is a messenger RNA of Oncorhynchus nerka (sockeye salmon), 4719 nucleotides long. Its product is annotated as glutamate decarboxylase 1-like. Gene Ontology annotation, cellular component: presynaptic active zone; cytoplasm. The coding region runs from base 1125 to 2891 and encodes 588 amino acids. Lineage: Eukaryota; Metazoa; Chordata; Actinopteri; Salmoniformes; Salmonidae. Gene Ontology annotation, molecular function: glutamate decarboxylase activity; pyridoxal phosphate binding. The record is from RefSeq and is a predicted model, not a curated record. Gene Ontology annotation, biological process: GABA biosynthetic process. The transcript is spliced from 21 exons.